Molecule: messenger RNA, 1461 nt
Organism: Aspergillus ruber CBS 135680
Lineage: Eukaryota; Fungi; Ascomycota; Eurotiomycetes; Eurotiales; Aspergillaceae
Gene: she9
Product: putative mitochondrion biogenesis protein (She9)
Exons: 3
Coding region: 1-1461 (486 amino acids)
Biological process (GO): inner mitochondrial membrane organization
Cellular component (GO): mitochondrial inner membrane
Source: RefSeq, a predicted model, not a curated record
AUGCAGUCCAUGCCAUUGCUGCUCCGGCAGUCGCUCAAGGCCCCGGGACUCUCUACGUUGUCGAGGUCUACUACUACCACCGCUACUACCGCUACCCGUCCGAUACGCAUUCCGUCCGCUGCUCCGAGCGCCCUGCUCAAGGGGAAUAAUGAAUUGAUAUUGGGAUUUUCGGCUGGUCGACGGCGUCAAUUCCAUUCACAUGUUCGAUUCUACUCUCAAGAAUCAGAAAGAAAUAAUAAUGUGAAGGAGGGUGCCCCGGCUUCGGCUCCAAAAGAAAGCUCGGAACAUAACUUGGCUUUUACGCUGCCGCAGGAAGCAGACGUGCCCAAGUCGAAUGAUGUGCAUGCGAAUUUGAAUACUGAGAGUCAGCAACGGGAUUUAUUUGCGAGCGGGGUGAGUGCUGAGAAUGCACAGCAUGCGCAGAGGCAGGGUUUGGACGGAAAGAAGGACAAGGAUAUCGAAAGUGGCAAUGGCAAGGGAGGUGGCCUUCCGUCGUAUCUGGAAAACCGCAGGUCACGGUAUUCAAAGCAGUUCACAGAGAUGAUGGAUAAUUUGCAAUCGAAUGUUUUCGUGGCAGGGCAGCGGCUGAAUGAUUUGACUGGGUAUUCGUCUAUUGAGGCAUUGAAAAAGGAAAUUGAGACCCAAGAGGAACGCCUUCGAGCCGCUCGUCGUCACGUCCGCGAAGCAAAAGACGACUACGCAUCCGCUAUCAACCGCCGCUCCACCUCCCAACGCGAAGUCAACGAACUCCUCCAACGGAAACACGCCUGGUCCGCCUCCGAUCUCGAGCGCUUUACUCACCUCUACCGCAACGACCACACCAACGAGGUCGCCGAAGUCGAUGCCCAAGAAGCGCUCUCCAAAGCCGAGCGCGAAGCCGAAGAAUCAGCGACAAAAUUGAGCAGAAGCAUCCUCUCCCGGUACCACGAAGAGCAGGUCUGGUCUGACAAAAUCCGCCGCAUGAGUACCUGGGGUACAUGGGGAUUAAUGGGUGUCAACGUCUUCCUCUUCCUCAUCUUCCAAAUCGGCGUGGAACCCUGGCGCCGCAAGCGACUCGUCAAGGGCUUCGAAGAAAAAGUCAUCGAAGCCCUGGAGAAGGAAAAAGCCCUCACCUACGAAGAGCACCAGCAACAACUCGCGGCCGCUACAGCCGCGGCUACAGCUACCGCCACUGCCGCCACGCAAACCAAGGACUCCGUUCAGGAACAAACAUCCGAAAUCCCUGCCUCUGCAGCAACACAAACAGACCAGACUUAUCUCGACUUCAGCAAGUCCCAACUCUCGCACAUCUCCCCUCCCUCUACAACUGUCGACUCGUGGCGUCGCACCCUCGACGACCUUCUCAGCUCUCGUACCCUUAUCCUCAUCACACAGCAUGAUCUUACCACCGUUGCCGUGCAGAGUGCUGCGGCCGGUGCGGCGGUUAUGGGUCUAGUGAUUGCGCUUAUUCGACCGCGGUAG